CAAGGUCCUGGGGGAAUGACAAGAACCAAGCAGCUCUUGUCCAGCAACAGUGUUUGGGAACCAUAAGAAAAGAUCCAAUUUUAUCUUAGUUCUCAUGAAAAGUGUCACAGGAUGUUUAAUGUCCUUUCUGAGGAAAGACCUGCUGUUUUCCAGAUCUUGCCUGAAAACACAUGCAGUAUUCAGCAAGCCACUUAGUUUAUCUGUCUUGGAAAAACAGAAGGCUGCUGGAAUUUGAAACUUGUUCCAAGAGUCUAGGGUCCAAAUCUCUGUGAGUCCUUCCCCUGGUCUGGGGUUUUGAACUGUUUGAAAAUUUAAAGACUAGCAAGCAAUGGCAGCAGGACUCCUAAUGGUGUAUGGGUGUGCAGGGCUGGUGUAUGUGAUAGCAGGCCAUCCCUAUGCUGAAGUUUUGGUGUUAUUUCCACUCUCGAGUGUUGCCUGACUUUGCAACAGGUUAAAAAUACCUUAUGAAAUGCCUGAGAGCACUGAUCCACAAAUCUCAGAACAGACUUUGCCUCUAUGGGGGGGGGGGGGGGGGGAAGCCCUCUUAAUGCGGUGAAAGCACCCGUGGCACUGGUGAGACGCGCUUUUCGAUUUUCUUGUCGGUGAAGGUACCACGAAGGAGGGACUCCGAUAGCAGCUUGACGGAGCCGGGCGAGGGGAAGAGCCCUGCCGAGCCCACCGGGGAGGGGAACCGGUCGAUCAGAUGGCCAGUGACCCAUGUGCCGAGCAGCCCCGGCCCACACCUGGCAUGCUGGCUGGAGUCAGCCCCUGCCACUGAGGCCAGGAAGAGGGAGGAAUCACCAUGGCCUCAUCCCAGCGGGCCCGGCACAUUGGCCCUCCUGAUGGAGGCUGGGGAUGGAUGAUCGUUGCUGGCUGCUUCCUUGUCACUAUCUGUACCAGGGCCGUGACAAGGUGCAUCUCCAUAUUUUUUGUGGAGUUCCAGGCAUACUUUGGGCAGGAUUAUGCCAGAACUGCUUGGAUCCACUCCAUUGUCGACUGUGCUACAAUGCUCUGUGCCCCGCUUGGGAGUUUAAUCAGUAAUCAUGUAUCCUGCCAAGUUGGUAUCAUGCUAGGAGGGCUGCUUGCAUCUUCUGGACUAAUUUUGAGCUCAUUCGCCACCAGUCUGGAACAUCUCUACUUAUCAUUAGGAGUCCUUACAGGACUUGGGUUUGCACUUUGUUAUUCUCCAGCCAUUGCGAUGGUGGGCAAAUACUUCAACAAAAAAAAAGCGUUGGCGUAUGGAAUAGCCAUGUCAGGAAGUGGAAUUGGUACCUUCAUCCUGGCCCCCGUAGUCCAGCUCUUAAUUGAGCAGUUUUCCUGGCGAGGAGCUUUACUCAUCCUGGGAGGUUUUGUUUUAAACCUCUGUGUCUGUGGCGCCUUGAUGCGGCCCAUUUCUCUUAAGGAGGAUCGUAAAACUGUUCCUGAGUUUCUUGAACAGGAUCGUGUCCCCGAAACAGAGAAACAAGACUUAAAGCAAAUGUCCGUCUGUUCACCUUUAAUCAAAGUGUGGUCUCGUGACUGUUUAUGCUACUGUUCACAGAAAGAAUAUGACUUUUUACUGAUGCCAGGCUUCAUGGUGCUGGCAGUGUCAGUUUUAUUUAUGGCAUAUGGAUGUAGCCCUCUUUUUGUCUACCUAGUGCCUUAUGCUUUGAGUGUUGGAGUGAGUCAUCACCAGGCUGCCUUCCUCAUGUCCAUACUUGGUGUCAUAGACAUCAUUGGUAAUAUCACCUUUGGAUGGCUAACAGACAGAAGGUGUCUGAAGAAGCAUCGGUACUUUUGCUACCUCUUUGCUGUGGGAAUGGAUGGCCUUUGUUGUCUUUUCCUGCCAGUUCUCCAAAACUUCCCCUUGCUUGUGCCUUUCUCAUUUACCUUUGGCUACUUUGAUGGAGCCUAUGUAACGCUGAUCCCUGUCAUGACAGCAGAUGUAGUGGGAACUUCCUCAUUAUCAUCAGCACUGGGCGUUGUGUAUUUCCUGCAUGCCAUACCGUAUCUAGUGAGCCCGCCUGUGGCAGGUUGGCUGGUGGACACAACUGGCAGCUAUACUGCAUCAUUCCUCCUGUGUGGAUUUUCUAUGAUAUUUAGUUCAACACUACUGUGCUUUGCAAGACUAGCAAAGAAAAUCAAAAGAACACAUUUGCGGUCACUCACUAGUGAUACAGGCAUGAAACAGCACAUGUGGACAAACGGAGCAAUAGCUUAUUCUGUCACAGCAGAAUUAGACCAAAAGGAUGUUGAAUUUUUGUCCGUGGACACAAACAGCUGCAGCAAGAGGUGACAAGUGCCAUUGAGAUUCAGUACGACACAGCCGUGACUGAGACAGAGGUGGCUCCGUAGUGUUACGCUGCUGAAGAUACUACUCCUGUGAACCGAGGCAUCUUUCAAUUAGAUUUUUCUGUCAUGCUUUAGUUGACUGAAAUCUACAUACAGCAACAGUAAUACCAAGUUAAUGCAGUAAUAGAAGAAAGCUAGAAUGAAAAUAGAGUUUGUAGAUACAAAUGUUCACAGAUUUAUUUGAAAUGCAAUGUCCACUCCACAGGUAAUCAACAAUUGGCUGUACUCAACAGAAAACGAUAAAGUAAUCAGUUACCAAAACUGAACAAUAACAUUUACAUUAUUUAAAAAAUAUUAUUAAUGACCCAAGCUUUUUGAUGGUGUGGUCUAGUAUGUUUCAAUGGACUAAUAACACACACCACCAAAAAACCUCCACAUGUGAUUUAUGCUGAAAGUAUCUCUGGGGCAGCUUUAAUUUUUACAAUGUGCCUGAACUUUGUACAUACAUUCCAAUUUAAUUUCAAAUAUAAUUUUAGACCUACUUUCCCAAGCCCUCUACAGCAAAAAAAAAAAAAAAAAAUUUUUCCUCCUGGAUGUCUUUAAAGCUUGAAUUUCUAAAAAUUGAAAUUCCAGAUAUGAUUUUUCAGCUGAUCCUUGUCUUGAAGGGUGGAAGAGGUACUGUGGAAGCUCUGCUAUAUGAAAAGGAGUAAAUUUGUGCCAGAGGACUAGGUAUGCUGAUAGACAAACCUGCUUUAGCUGCAUUAGUUGGAAGAAUCCUAAAGGCAGCCCAGGAGACCAGAGGAGAGGCUCAUGUGUUUUCAAAUACAGAGGCUCUUGCUCUUGUAAAAUCAGCAGCUGUUGGAGAACUUUAGAGUCCAUGCAACCAGAUGACUGAGCGACUGCUCCCUGUCUAGGCUAUGAGUAAAGAGGAUUGUGCUGUGUAUUGCAGUGGCAAGUCUUUCUCCUUUUGGCCCCAGGAGCUGUAUCUUCAGGUGGUGCAAUUUAGUCGUUUGUGCCAUCUGAAGAGAUGUCAGGUCACUUGUCCUUGAUGGCCAGAACACAACAGCUGCAACUUGGUGGUGGUUUCCUGCUACUUGUGUGAGGAAUUCACUACAGCUGGCUGCUUCACAGGAGCUAGGGACUGAAUGUAGAUCAUAGGUUAAAUUACUGAUCUAAUAAAUAAUGGCAUGUUUCUACAUUUUCAGAAUGAAAAUGUUGUCAAUAAUGGAGGAACUUCACAUUCUGCAAUACAAAUAAUUUCAGUAUUUUGAUGCUGCAUAAAGCUGUGUUCUGUUCAUUAGCAAAUUGAUCAGAGUCCAAAUAAUUUUCAUUAACACAGACCUAGCAGUUUUGUUAAUCAUCUGCAGUGUAUUCCGUGGCUGCUCAUGGUGUCCUUUUCCACCCUGUGCCUCAGAAGGGAAAGCAACAUAGAUUGAUGUUCACGAAGCUGAUUUAGAUCAAGAGUACAGCCAUAGGGGUAUAAUGUAUUUUUAAAUAUAUAUAUAUAUGAAUAGGAUGUGUAUCAAGUAGUUUUAUUAUUCAAGCAUAUUUCAAAUAUAAAAUAUUAAAAUUGUUUGACUUCAGUUGUCUGUGAUUAAAUAAAGCAUUUCUCGCUGCCCUGCUUCAGAAGUGUAGUCAGAGCCAGUAGGAUGAUAUAUGUGCACAGACCACAGAAUAAGAGAUGGGAGUGCAAAAACUGCUUGAAGGUAAUGACAUAACCUUUCUUCAGCUCUGCAUGAAAAUUGUGUCCUGGUCCCUGAUAUUGUUUUUAACAUAUAUUCAUUAAAAAAAGACACAAAUCCUCCAUGAAUGUUUCUUAGUGAGUUAGGAAAAAUAAGCAAAUCUGGAAAAAAUGAAGUGGUUUUAUUAAUUAAUACUGAUGAAGAUGUUUUAGAUCUUAAUGCAAUAUUUUAGUAGUAAAGGAGUGGGGCAUAGUAUGGUCUACAAAGAAUAUAAGUAAUUUUAAACAAGUUAUAACCACUGUUAUUUACUUUACAAAAAUUUAAUUACUUUGUUUACCACAUCAUAACAUGUCACUAGUUGUUCAUGUCAGAGCUGCAUAUUGUAAAAGCCUAUUGGAAUAUGGUGACAUGCAUUUUUAUCAUGUAAACUAUACUGUGUAAUACAUUCGUAGCAUUUUUAAUUUUUUUUAUUUCAAGAUAAUUUUUCAUAGGCUUUUCCCUAUAUGUGUUUAAAGUAGUACUUCUUGUUUUAAAUAUCUUAUUUAGCAACAAACAUUCAACUGGUUUUAUACACAGACCUUUUGUAGAAAAUGGUAGAAUUCUUUCAAGGUUUUCUAACACUUUUUCUGCUCUGACUUAAGUCAAUGGGGAAAAGCUUAUAUACCAAAAUGAUGCUUUCUGUGCAUAAAAGACACUGUGAAAUACCAGCCCUGUCAUGAAUGUCCCCACUAAGAAACAGAAGGAAGCGUAACAACCUGCAAGCAGAAGUAAUGGGAAUACAAUUCAGGCUGGUGAAACCUUACACCAGACUUCUACCUCCUAAUCCACACAACCCAAGAUGAACAGUUCAUCUUUAUCCUGCCAUGUGAUAUAUUUCAGGCAACGCAUUGUAGAAGUCUCUGGCUUACAAUAUUUUUAAAGAAUGAUUCAUUGUAUCUGUAAUAUUUUUUCAGACAGGAUAAUAAUAAUAUUUUUCAGACAGGCUGUCCUUCAAGGAGGAGAUUUCCUGGCAUGGCACAGUGCAGCAGUAAAGUGAGAUAGCUGGGCUAGCUGUGAGCAAUUUGCCAGGCUUACACUGCAUGUUCAAUGAUCUUAGUGGUCUUUUCCAACCUUAAUGAUCAUGUAAUUCUAUGUUCCUGCCAGCCCUGAUGGAUACAGGUAUCGAUGGAUAUGAGCUUGGAUGGAGCACUGCACUGCUGAGCCUGUCUGGCUUCCCAGGGUAGCGUGGUUUGACUUGACUGGGGUAAGAUCUGUCCGAGACAGGAACAGAAAGACUCUACCUCAGAAGAAUCCUGCCUGGAAUAAUGCUCUGUUCUGUGCAGUAGAUGGAAAUUCAGUGUAAGUACUGCUUACAGCUGCUGAAGUUAUGCCAUCUGUUUCCAUUCCAUGAAGUUUGAAUUGGGGUAGUAAUAAUUCUUUUGAAAUUAUUUAUGUUCUAGAAUUUAUGAAAUUAUUUAUGAAAUUAUUUAUGUUCUAGUGAUAAUCUGGGACAUUUAAUAAAUUGUACAUUGAAAAAUUGUGUGAAGACAACAUUGGAAAAGUACCUUCCACUGAAGAAUUGCUCUUUUUUUCAGAAGAAACAUCCUUAAAGCAUUCCUUUCAGCUUGGAUAAUAAUUUAUCUUCUGAAAAACAAAGGCUAUUUGUGCUACUGUAUGGGGAAUAUAUUUUAUAUUGCCACAAUAAUUCCUUGUUUGCUUUCUAAAGUGUUACAAAUUUAUGUGAGAAGAAAGAGCUUGUUUAAGUUAAGUUGUUACAGUCCUUCAUGGUCAGCGUAGCAAAGUCCUAGUUGGGAUUGCCUCAAUAAACAAUGCCUUCUUCUAAGUGAC
Messenger RNA from Lepidothrix coronata (blue-crowned manakin), 5780 nucleotides. RefSeq names its product solute carrier family 16 member 12 (gene SLC16A12). Gene Ontology annotation, biological process: monocarboxylic acid transport; transmembrane transport. The record is from RefSeq and is a predicted model, not a curated record. The coding region runs from base 803 to 2275 and encodes 490 amino acids. Gene Ontology annotation, molecular function: monocarboxylic acid transmembrane transporter activity. The transcript is spliced from 7 exons. Lineage: Eukaryota; Metazoa; Chordata; Aves; Passeriformes; Pipridae.